GUGACGUUCUUCCGCGUAGUCAAAAGCAUCAGCCCCGGAUGUGUCAUGGCGUCCAAUUAUGUGCCUGACGUUCUAGUGCUCUUAUGGUCCCGAUAGACUUUAUUAUAGGCUAUAAUAUACGUGAAUUUUCUGACCAUACAGUUCUCCAUUGGCCUAGUAUUAAUGGUAAUGCAUGCAAGGAAACUUCCAAGGCUCAGCGAUGGGUAUUUUGACAGAACUCAGGCCCAUCCGUACGAGAACUCGAGCAAGUACAGCUCAAAGUCCAACCUUGGUAGUCGAUACAACGACAAAGUGCGCGAAUCACCGUCAAAUGGUAGCCACAGCCGGAUGGGCAGCCCCGACAGCCGGCACUACCACAAGUCAUCAUCAUACAACCAGAGGCUCAAAGAUCGGGACAAAGACCACGACAGAGGGUACAUUAGGUACGUUCACGAAAGCAAGUACAAGAAUUCCUCAUCAGGGUCAAGCAAGGAUCGAUUCAGCAAGAACAGCUCAUUUGGCAGCAGUUCAAGCACCAGUGCAAAAGAUGUGCACGUGUCCAAGCCUCGGCCAGCGGACGCAACUACCCAUCGUACCAAUCACGAGAGAAGCCAUGUUGAGGUGCAGCUGCAACAAGAGCCACAACAGGAGCAGCAGUUCCAACAGCAGCUGGGGGACAGUAAGGACAGGCGCCAGCAGGUGGGUGACUGGUCGGAACAUGUCAGCUCAUCUGGGAAGAAGUACUACUACAACUGCAGGACUGAGGUGUCUCAGUGGGAGAAGCCCAAGGAGUGGAUCGAUUGGGAAAAACAACAGCCUGGUGGGAGCAGCAAUAGCAGUGGAGCCAACCAGUCUCUGGCAUCCACACCAAGCGACCCAGGCGGGGGGCGGCCAAAGUCGCGGACACAGCAAAGGACGCCCACUUCAGUGGCUUCCCCAGCACCCACAACAGCAUCAGGCACUACCACAGCUACUGUCACUACUUCCAGCAGCAGCAACAACCAGCAGAACGAGAAGCAUUCCACUGGCAGCAGCAGUAGCAGUAGUAGUAGCAGCAGCAGCAGCAGCAGUAGCAGUACCAACUCUGUGGUGUCUAGCUCUACUCGAGCUUAUCAGCAGCCAGCGAAAAGACAACAGAACGACACCCGAAGGUGUUUGCAGCAAUGCAGUGUGGAUCCUCGGAAAGAUGCGCAGACACAAGACAUGGACAUUUCUCCACCAGGGGGAGGUGGGAACACUCCAAACAGUACACCGGAUGCAGCCCGCACAGCAUCCACGAUGCUUCUACCACAGUCGCCAGUGACACUUGCCCAGCUGCCCAAGAUGAUGUCGCAGCUGGCUGGCACCCGUGGACUCCCCAAGCUGGAUGACAUGUCACCGCAGGAAGCAUUUAGAACCAUACAGCAAGCUAUCCAGCUGACAAAACAGGCACAAAGUACGGCUCAGGUGGAAUCAACCAAGGAGGCUGCCUGUUCAUCACCCUACCAGGUCGUGCAUCCUGGCCGCAGCCUACCACCCCUGCAGCAGCAACUGGUGCCAGCUGACAAGCUCCUGGUGGAGGCAGACCGACGUGGUGCUUCACCUGGCUCUGACUACAGUGCUCACUCGGCCAGGAGAGACAGCCCAACCUCCAGUGUGAGCAGUCUGCACAGCCUCAGCGGCACCACGGCCGCGCUUGUUGUAUCUGCAGUGCCCAAGCCCUCGGCUCCCAGCCUGACCCCAUCAUUGGCCAACUACUACAACGAGUCACUCAUCGAGCAUGUCACAGGCUGGCAGGCCGACCAUGCCGAGCGACAGGCAAAUCGGUACAGCGAAGAAGCGCACAGCUUAGGAAGUUUAAACUGCACACGAGUUUCGGCUGACCUCAAAAUGGCCCGCUCUCUGGUCAGAUUGUCUGAAAUUCAAGCAACAGUACAAGAACAGAGGUCCCUAUUUUUACGACAACUAAUUAAGGAGCUGGAAGAGCUGAAAAGCCAGGUGAACUUUAUGUCUGACUCAUAGUGAGUUUAGGUUUAAGGAACCAAGUUGCCACAUGGAGCACCGCCGGCCGGACCCGGCGUCCUGGUGUAGCAGCCUGCCGAGCCUUUUUUACACAAUGCCCGGUUUCAAGCAGCGCACCCUUCCCGACCAGUCCUGCGGUCGGCAUGCUUGCCAUUUUGCCGAGUUUGUCAUCGUUGGUCACGAGUGCCGAGUUUUGUACAUAACGCACUUGACGGGAGAAUGUUCUCAAAUAAAGAUGAGCCUCGUGGCUGUAUGCACGGUGAAUAGCCACUCGGUGAUGCAAAGAGUGGACGUGCAUAGCCUUCCGUGUGCCUUGCACGCCUGUGGAUGUUUUGGUAAUUUUGACAAAAGGCUGGUGCAUCUGUCUGGCUGCCACGUGUGUGUUGUACAUAUAACGCGCAACCCCGGUCAUGCAUGACCACUCUCCUGGGUUUCUUUGUAUCCUUUGUUGUAUAUUUCGAUAGCAUUUUGAAAAGGGGUUUCAGCCCUUGGCCGAAAGAAGCACUUGCAGUGUACAUAACAUCUGUCUUUGCUCUGUGUGUUUUUUCAUCACUGCGCAUUGGGGUAACUGUACUACAUGGUUUUUCAUACUAGAGUUAUGCGGUCGAAGGAAUGGACAUUUAAUAAACUGAUGUGUGCAAUGCUUUCUCAA
Messenger RNA from Rhipicephalus sanguineus (brown dog tick), 2632 nucleotides. RefSeq names its product WW domain-containing adapter protein with coiled-coil homolog. Gene Ontology annotation, biological process: regulation of autophagy; positive regulation of TORC1 signaling. Bases 163 to 1980 code for a protein of 605 amino acids. Gene Ontology annotation, cellular component: nucleus. Gene Ontology annotation, molecular function: RNA polymerase II complex binding; chromatin binding. NCBI's taxonomy places the organism in Eukaryota, Metazoa, Arthropoda, Arachnida, Ixodida, Ixodidae. The record is from RefSeq and is a predicted model, not a curated record. The transcript is spliced from 15 exons.